AGCACCAUGCCCUGGCCCCGUGGAUUGUUCAAUGCUAACCUUGCCUCCGUAUAUGCAUCGUGCCGAACGUGUGUGGCAAGAUUCGUCGUUUGACAAGAAUUUGAAGUGUAUCAAUUGCCCUUCAGAUGCAUAUGACGCGGGCGAAUGGCGAGAUCCGAGAGUGUGGGCGUUGAUACGUGAUGGAGGUUUCCUUGGCAUAGAGCGCAUUGGGAACAUGAGGGUGGACCACUCCUUAAUAACAGCUCUGGUGGAGAGAUGGAGGCCUGAAACACAUACUUUCCAUCUACCCUUCGGUGAGGUUGGGAUUAGUUUACAAGAUGUUGCGAUCUUAUUGGGUUUGCCCAUCGAUGGUAUGCCCCUGAGUGGUCAAACCACAAACACAAAUGCUGCUUGGAUACAGAUGUGCACGGAUUGGGCGGGUUUCACUCCUCAUGAGAGUGAUUUGGAGCGUCGCGCCGAAAUUAAAUGUAGUGCUGUUACGCGUACACCGAUCGGCCCCGAUAUGAGAUGUAUAAAUUUUUUAUACAUUUGACAAUAAAUGUAGUGAUUUGGAGUGUGAUGUAUGUCCACAAUAAAUGUAGAUGGGUCGGACCCCUGUCAUUUUCGGUGGGAGCAAGACAUGCGUUGCACGUUUUCCGAGACCUCUUAGACCACAUGAGGGAGAGUCAAGUAGUGAUUUCAUUCUACCUUGAAUACAAUUGUCUUUCAGUAAAAACUAUCUUAUUACAGUUAAAUUAACAUUAUACUUUUACAGUUUAUAUGGACCCCUUAUCGAUUGGAUAAUCUUCCUGAAGACAUUAGAAAUCAUUCUAGACUUUGGUUUGCUGAGGUUAUGCUCAUUUUUUGCGAUUAUGCGGAGAGGCAUUACCCCAAUAGGUUCUGUCGACAAUUCUUCGCCAUACAGGGAGAGCCAAAACCCACUCUUCAAGGUAAAGACCAUCACACUACUAGCUCCCGUGAUAGCGCAGCUUCCCUAACAUUGUGGGCGGAAUGAGAAAGACAUUUAUACAAUCCUGAAUGGGCCCCCUUUGACGGGCGAAAUGUGGCUGAAGGGUACCGUAUGUGGUACGCGCGGACCGGGUGAAAACGUGUCUUGAACCCUUUGCACGCUACGCCCAGGACAGGCUACACCCCUGCAAUACGCGAUUUGGGUGUUACAUUGCAGUGCAUUCAUGAUACCUAUAAGCUCGCUGAUAAUUUGGCCGAUCAUGAGGACAUUAAAGAUCGGCUAGCACAGUGUGUUAUAGCAUUAGAUGUAGAAGAGGUGCUCCACCAAGGAAUCUUUCAUUACCCUGAUGCUGAGUAUGAGCCCGGUCCCUUUCCUCAUCCUAGGUAAGAUCGUCGUGGUUACGCUGCGCCGCAUAUAGUGGCAGACCCUCAUGGAGAUGAAGACAAAGAUGAAGAUGAUGACGAACAAGAAAAUGCAGUAGAUGAACAUGAUUAUUAAGAGGAUGAGGAAGAGGAUGAUGGAGAUGAAGGCGGGGAGUCACCUGAUCAUUCCUGGCCGGGGUUAUAAUAGGGAUGAGUAGAUAUUGUUUUCUUAAAUUUAUUAUUCUAUGUAGUAUGUACACUUUUAGUAUCUCACUAGCCCGGGUUUUUUGUAGCCCGGGUUUUAUGUAGUCGGAUUUUUGGUAGCCCUG
Messenger RNA from Cuscuta epithymum, 1640 nucleotides. Lineage: Eukaryota; Viridiplantae; Streptophyta; Magnoliopsida; Solanales; Convolvulaceae. The record is from the annotation of a GenBank genome assembly.